AUUGCUCUCUCUCCAUGGAUGCUGCCUGACCCACUGUGAUCUCCAGCAUUUGUUGUUUUCAGUAAAUUUUGCUCCUACUUUAAAAGCAGAGACUGAGUUAUCUGUUAAUUCAGAAAAAAAAAACGAGAGGGGUACUUGUAACUGGGAGCAAACGUAAACGAAUGAAAACGACUUGAUUUGAUCAAUCACGCUGUGAGUAAGAAAUCAGAAAGGGGAAGCCUAUCAUCAGAGCUCAAUUUGCAAAUGCGUUUCCUAUUUUAGAUCAGCGUGAAGACAGAAUGUAACAUCCCAAAGACAGGAAAAGCAAAAAUGAACCAGACCGUGACUAGCAUGGGGAGUUGUGCAGGAAACCGAACGUUAGCGGAUUUCGUGAAGAGUUUCCAAGUCGCCGUUAACCCACCUACGUUUGCUUUCGGCUUGUUCCUCAACAUCGGCGCCCUGUGGCUGCUCUGCGUCCGGUUUAGAAAGUGGACCGCGUCCGCCGUCUACAUGGCGAACCUGAUCGUCUCAGACAUCCUGCUGCUGUUCUCGCUGCCGUUCAAGAUCUACGCCUACCAGAAGGGUGCGUGGUCCCUGGGCCCGGGAUUCUGCAAGUUCUUGGAGUCCCUGUACUACGUGAACACGUACGCCAGCAUUUUAAUCAUCACCAUGAUCAGCUUGGACCGCUACAUCGCCAUCAGACACCCCUUCCUGGCCCGAACCUUAAGGUCCACCAAGAAAACCAUGCUGGCCUGCACCGUGGUCUGGAUUGUUGUCUGGUCCUGCUGCCUCGGCAUUUAUUUCAAACGGGACCCCUGUUCUCCCCAGAACUCUCAAUACUGCUUCUUCAACCAUUCUAACUCUCUCUGGAAUGGGACGGUCGUGUCCUUCCUGCAGACAAUAUUCCUAGCGUCCGCUCUCAUCAUGAUCUUCUGUUCCGUGCAGAUUAUCAGGGCUCUGCAGAAAAGUGGGAACCAGAAACCAGAGGGCAAAUCCAAUAGGAAAUCCGUGAAAAUCGUCCUUUCCAAUCUGUUGACAUUUCUGGUCUGCUUCACCCCGUAUCAUGUAGGCAUGCUCGUCUACUUUUUAGUUCGGAAAGACUUCAUAGCAGAUAAUUAUCGGCUGCCUGUGCGCAACUAUCUGCAGAUAUGUCUGUGUUUAGCGAAUAUAAACUGCGUUCUGGAUGCUGUCUACUACUAUUUUGUUGUUGAAGAGUUCUGGAAGGGAAACAGGAAAAGUCUGAAAUCAGUCAAUUUAGCUUAAGUAUAAUCAUUUCAGUCGUUAAGGUUUUUUAUGGUUGUCAAUUCAGGACAUUUCUUUUUUAAAACAAAAAAAACAAGAUUGAGGAAACUUAGAAUACAGAGUGGGAACUGAAAUGCGAAAACGGUAGACAUACUCAGUAGCAUCUAUGGGAAGAUAUCCCCUCUCUCGUCAGAGCUGGGAAAUGUUCCACUUGAGCAGGUUUUAAGGACACAUCCAGAGAAAGUUUAAAAUCACACCACACCAGGGUUAUAUUGGAAGCACUAGCUUUCAGAGCACUGCUCCUUCAUCAGGUAGCUGUGGAGCAGGAUCAUAAGACACAGAAUUUAUAGCAAAAGAUUACUGAGUCAUGCAAUUGAAAUGAUAUAUCGAACAAACCUAGAUUGCAGUUAAGUCUUUCAUCUUUUAGAAUGGGUUGCAGGUUUCGGUUCAUUAAGAUAUAAAUCCCAGAACUCUUUUCAAGUCACAUUCUUGAGAUAACUUAAAGUUUUCUAAAAAAAAGCGACAUCUCAGCUCAGCCAAUGUAUAAAAGGUGUGAGGUUAGAGUCUUGUCCACCUCAAUCUAACAGAGGCGCCUCCACACCAGAUCGAGAGAAAAGGGGGCAGACCAAUGGGAUGCAAGUCAAGAGGUCUUCAUUAAUGAGGUGGAUACCGUACAAAAGAUGAACCUCCAGGAGGUGUAAGUAGCAAUGGAAUAGUUGAAGUAUGGAAGGUGACAGCAUUUUAUCUUUGUUUAAUAACAUAAGGUGGAAGCUGAGGCAAGGCCCAGCUUUUCAAGUUGCACAGGGGUUUGAAUCACAGAAUGGCUGCAGCACAAGGGAAGACAUUUGGCCGGCUGUAUCUCUGCUAACUCACUGCAACUAUGAGAGCCCCUUAGUCAGUGUGAAUGGUGUCUCAUCAAAUCACUGGCUGCAGAGGAUGCACUUUGAAUUUCAGAAAUCAAAGUUUGUUCAGAGAAGUUUCAUCAUUAUGAAACUCAACUUUCCUCAGUUUCUUUUGUCCAUUUCUAAUUGGGCCUAAAAAGACAGCUGCUAGCCAAGAGGCACCAUAUAACAUUAGACUGCGGAGGCUGUGAAAUGCUGUUUUUCAAACAUCUUGUUAGUUAUUUAACUGUACAAGAAAUAUAUUCUGAGGAUAAUUUAAUUGCUUUUGAUUCCGUCUCGGAGCUCCAACUUGUUUACAGCAUGCAGAUAUUAAUGCAUUUUAUUGUCUCUGCGAGUUUGUCCUGUUCAUCUGAAUGAAAAUGGGAUGUUAUAGUUAAGACUUGGCUUUACAUGUUUUUACGGGAAAACAGCUGGUCACACAUCCGAGUGGCUGUACGUGUUGUGCACUUGGCCAAGGUCGAACUGCAGCAAAGACAUUCUCUCAAGAUCUGAACUGAACAUCACGACCUGGAAUUUCCUGCAAAUUUCAACAGAACAAUGAAAUGACACUUCACCUUCAAAAAGAUUGAGAAACUUUUUAUGCAAUGUGUAAGACUGUAAUGUGUUGGCCACUUCACUGAUGCUGUUGGUCAUUUUUUAAUGUCACUUUGACCCAUACAAAAGUACAAACCAUGUGAUUUUCCUGAA
Molecule: messenger RNA, 2810 nt
Organism: Hemiscyllium ocellatum (epaulette shark)
Lineage: Eukaryota; Metazoa; Chordata; Chondrichthyes; Orectolobiformes; Hemiscylliidae
Product: G-protein coupled receptor 55-like
Exons: 2
Coding region: 310-1242 (310 amino acids)
Biological process (GO): phospholipase C-activating G protein-coupled receptor signaling pathway; positive regulation of Rho protein signal transduction
Cellular component (GO): membrane
Molecular function (GO): G protein-coupled receptor activity
Source: RefSeq, a predicted model, not a curated record